Messenger RNA from Zophobas morio, 2830 nucleotides. Its product is annotated as staphylococcal nuclease domain-containing protein 1-like. NCBI's taxonomy places the organism in Eukaryota, Metazoa, Arthropoda, Insecta, Coleoptera, Tenebrionidae. The transcript is spliced from 26 exons. Bases 121 to 2766 code for a protein of 881 amino acids. The record is from RefSeq and is a predicted model, not a curated record. Gene Ontology annotation, cellular component: nucleus; cytosol; RISC complex. Gene Ontology annotation, molecular function: nuclease activity; RNA binding. Gene Ontology annotation, biological process: mRNA catabolic process; regulatory ncRNA-mediated gene silencing.
GUUUUUAAGCGCUGCAGGUAAAAGAAUAAGUUAAAAAAAGAGCGUGCGACUUCUUGGCAUUGAAGAUACCAACGCUCUUAUUUAAAACACUUUAGAAAAGUCCAUCUCGAAUAUUUGAGGAUGAAACCAGAGAAAAAGUUUAUUCCAGGAGUUUGCAAAGCCAUCUUAAGUGGUGACACUGUUAUAAUAAGAGGCCAUCCAGAUCAAGGCCUGCCUCCCGAAAAAAUUCUACAGUUAGCUUACGUUUCUGCUCCUAAGUUAGCUCGAAGACCAACUGAAAAUGGCCAAUUAUUUAACGAUGAGCCCUACGCUUGGCAAAGCAGGGAAACCCUUCGCAAACUUAUCAUCGGGAGAGAUGUGUUAUUCUGCGUAUUGUAUUCCGCUGUUGCGCGAGAUUACGGUUCAAUUCUCCUUAACGGUCAUGAUAUUACUGCACAACUCGUUUCUGAAGGUGCUGUUCGUGUUAGAGAACUAACACCGAAUUCUCCUGACAAGCAUAGAGAAUUAAUCAAUCUGGAAAACAAAGCGAAGUUAGCCAAAGUAGGUAUGUUUCAACCCAAGUCCGCUGGGGCUAUUCGAACUAUUACUUGGCAAAUUACUAAUCCGGAGGACUACCUUGGAAAGCAGUUCGAGGCUGUAGUCGAAAAUGUUAAAGAUGGCUCUUCCUUGCGCCUUCUUUUGCUGCCGUCCUUUGCUUACGCCACACUAAGUCUUUCGGGGAUCAAGUGUCCGUCCAAAGACGACCCCGACAAUCCAGAGUUUUAUGAAGAGGCAAAGUACUUUACGGAAGUCCGUUUGUUGCACCGCACCGUUCUAGCCCACUUGCAAGGUACUUUGAACGGCAUCUUUUUAGGAACGAUUAUGCAUCCCGCUGGCAACAUAAGCGAGUGUCUGUUGAAGGAGGGAUUUGCCAAGAUUGUGGAGUGGAGCAUGAAGUAUGUCUCUCCCAAGUGCCAAGCGAGCUACCGGGCGGCGGAGUCUUUCGCUAAGCAGUACCGGUGGCGCCUAUUUAGAGAGUAUUCUGCCAGCUCCGCUUGUAAGCUGGACAAUUCUGAAUUUCAGGCCGUGGUCGAAGAAAUUGUGAAUGGAGCAUCCGUCGUAAUAAGAAGAGUCACUGAUGGGACUCGAGAAAGGAUCUUUUUUUCUUCUCUUCGCCAGCCACAGGCCGCUACUGCAGCUUCAGGGAAGACUGGAAGAGACCAGCCGACCGGGGAAAGUAGAGCUGCAGAGGCUCGCGAUUCUUCCGCGCCUCGCCUUCAAUACUACCAGAUUCCAUGGUUUCUAUGUAGAACGCGCUGCCCUACGUAUGCGUAUCUUUUAGGAAAAACAGUAUCUGUCAAAGUCGACUAUCUUCGGGCGCCGCUCUCCGGUGCAUCUCCGAAAAAGAUGUGCACUAUCAUGCUGGGGUCCUGUAACGUGGGUGAGGCUUUGAUUGGCAAGGGUCUGGCGAAGGUCAUCCCCCACCGAAUGAAUGACAAUGACCGUUCCUUGCACUACGAAGCUCUUGUCCGCGCUGAAGCGGCGGCUAAGGCGCAACUCAAAGGCGUACACCAGCCUGCAAACAAAGCGCCUGUCCACAGGUUUGUGGAAGUCACCUCUCAUGAGGAAGCUGUGCAGCAUCUGCCACUCGUCCGACAUAAUAAAAUGCGCUUUCCUGCGAUGGUUGAGGGAGUCCUCCACGGCUCUCGACUAAAGAUUCUCAUCAUUCAGGAUAAACUGAUAAUUAAUUUUAUUCUCUCCGGCAUCAGGUGCCCACGAUUACUGUCGAAAAACGCUGGGGACGGGGCCCCACCUGAACCUUAUGCAGAGGAAGCCUACAAUUUCACUAAAAACUUGUGUUUUCAACGAGAUGUGGAAAUACAGGUCGAUGGUUUGGACAUGGCCGGAAGCUACACGGGGAGUCUCUGGGUAAAGCACAGCGGCGUCUGGAAGAAUCUCAGUCUCCAGCUUCUCAAGAGCGGAUUGGCCUCGCUUCGCCCGUCGGCCUCUCGUCUGCUCUACAAACAAGACUUGUAUAAAGCUGAAAGAGCCGCUAUUGAAGAGAGAUUAAAGAUAUGGGAGAACUAUACGGAGCGCACCGCCAGCGAUGGCGAAGGAGAACACCAUGAUAAAAUGCCCGAAUACCAAAAGGUCCAUGUGAGCGAGGUCACUUCACCAACACACGUGUGGUUUCAGCCGGCGGAUAAACUGGACGAGCUGAAGCCCGACCUUAUGCGUCUAAAUGAAACCUUUACUGGCCGCGCCCCCUCGCAGGAUUAUUGGCCCGUCGUUAACGCCCUUUGCUGCGCCAAGUUUGGCGAUAACGUGUUUUACCGCGCACGUAUCGAAGUGGUGGACAAUGAAAAGCGCACGGCCCAUAUCUUUUAUAUUGAUUACGGCAAUAAAGAGGAAACUUCUUUCGACAAUCUGUACGAACUGCCUGAAGCCUUCUGGUCACCCCCUCCGCUGGCCCGCGAGCUGCGCUUAGCGUUACUGGCUGAGCCAGACGACGAGGACUGGGCCGCCGCGGCGCUUGACUUUGUUUCAGAACUUCUUUUGGACAAGUCUUUUCUCUUAAACAUUAAAUAUCAAGAAAAUGGGAAAGAUUAUGGGACUCUUACGGAUCCAGAAACCAAAGUCGACGUGGGCACCACCAUUCUUCUAAAUGGCCUCGCGCUGUGCAAGAGACGCAGAGGCAGUAAGUUUAAAGCUCUUCUUGAUGAGUACGAAAAAUGCGAGAGCAAGCUCUGCAGGAAAGGCGCAACAUCUGGGAGUACGGCGACAUAAGGCCAAAUGAAGACACUCCUGCGCAUGGUCCGUAGCCAGCAACACGUGUCUUUAAUAAAAAGUU